UCCUUUGGGUAGAAGAUUCAACUUUUUUUGGAAGAUGGGAGUAAUUUUCAUUUGUAGGGAGAAUCGGUAAAAACCCAGUCUUUUCCGUUGGGUGUUUCUCCACCUAUAGGCUAUAGGGAAAGCGGAGGGAAGGAUGCUGAUACGCCACUUCCGGUCCAUGAGUAUGACAACACUGUUCUCUUCCGCCGCCGCGCCGGUGUUCACGGCGGUUCCCAGGCUAUGCUCUCGAUACCCACUUCCCGUAUUCAUCAAAUUUCUCGCAGCGGUUAACCGACCUUCAGUUAUUUGCACCGCCUCUAGGUCCGUCACUUGCGCCCUUUACUGCACUGACCCCUCCUCCACUGCGUCCUACGAACCCUCAGAAUCAAAGCAAAAGCCCCUAAAGCCAGGUUUAUAUCUGGUGGGAACACCUAUUGGGAAUCUUGAAGAUAUUACUCUGAGAGCUUUGAGAGUCUUAAAUUCUGCAAAUGUGAUACUUUCAGAAGACACUAGGCAUUCGGGAAAGCUGCUACAGCAUUACAAUAUUAAAACUCCUCUUCUCAGCUAUCACAAAUUCAAUGAGUCUCAGAGGGAACAGGCAGUGUUAAAAAGACUGCAAGAGGGCCAAAUUGUGGCCUUGAUCAGUGAUGCUGGGACUCCGGGCAUCAGUGAUCCCGGUGCUGAAUUGGCAAAAUUAUGUGUGGAGAAGAACAUACCCGUCAUUCCCAUCCCUGGUCCUUCAGCUCUCAUAACAGCGCUAUCUGCCUCUGGCUUACCUACUAAUGAGUUCACAUUUGUUGGGUUUCUCCCAAAGCAUGCUGGUUCUAGGAGAGAGAGGCUGACGGUUUCUGCAAAUGAGGCAGCAACUCAGAUUUUCUUCGUUCCACCUCACAAGCUUUGCCAGUUUCUUGAAGAGACUUCUUCGAUAUUUGGUGACUCUAGGCAGUGUGUCAUGGCGCGGGAAAUGACUAAAUUACACGAGGAGUUCUGGCAUGGCACUAUCGGCCAGGCCAUAGAAGCAUUCUCGGAUCGCCAACCUAAGGGGGAAAUCACCAUCUUGCUUGAAGGAAAGUCACGGAGUAUAGAUGAGAUUCCAUCUGAGUCGCAACUGGAGAAUGAAUUGAGAGAGCUGAUCUCGAAAGGGCAUACACUUUCAAUGGCAGUCAAGUUGGUGGCAACGGGCAAGUCUCUGAGACGAAAAGCAAUAUAUUCUCUCGCACUUAGGAAAUUUGGGCGGCCAGUUGAGUCGGAUGAUGAUUGCUGUUCAUGAGAUGCUGCAAAUGUCUCAUCCCGUCCUACCAUCAUGACACUGGAGUUAAAAAGAGGGUAAUGGGGAAAGAAAGAAAUAUCCUCGGCUGCCAUUGAUUAUGGAAGCCGAGAUUAGAUUACCUUCUGUAGCUGUUGAAGAGAAGAAAGAUGGUUUCCAUAGCCCAGACCAGACCCCCACUCUGCGCAUUCCAAACAAAACAUUCAUUUUUGGUUCCAUACAGCAUUCAAAACUCCAUGAGUGUGCAUGGUGACAAACUUCCAUGGAUGCAGAUUUGUUCCCUAAAUUGCUUGAGACGAAAAAGAAAUUCUUUCCUCCCUCUGAUGUUUAGUUUUGUAGUUACUCUCAUCCAUCCUCGUUUGAAUCUUUGAAGACUUUCAUGUUUCCUUCAGUUUAUAUCUUUCUACAUC
This is a messenger RNA of Ipomoea nil (Japanese morning glory), 1656 nucleotides long. RefSeq names its product ribosomal RNA small subunit methyltransferase I. Gene Ontology annotation, molecular function: methyltransferase activity. Lineage: Eukaryota; Viridiplantae; Streptophyta; Magnoliopsida; Solanales; Convolvulaceae. The record is from RefSeq and is a predicted model, not a curated record. The coding region runs from base 134 to 1249 and encodes 371 amino acids. The transcript is spliced from 9 exons.